Messenger RNA from Oikopleura dioica, 1767 nucleotides. Lineage: Eukaryota; Metazoa; Chordata; Appendicularia; Copelata; Oikopleuridae. The record is from the annotation of a GenBank genome assembly.
AUGGAGAAAUAUGAAGAGAUAAAAAAGCUUGGAAAAGGAGCUCAAGCAUCAUGCUACCUGGUCAAACACAAAGCAGAAGGGAAAGAAUAUGUCCUGAAGAAGAUUGAGUGCGACGAUGAAGGAGCUGCUCGAAAGGCCUUUCAGGAAGCGAUGGCCCUUAACGAACUCCGCCACCAGUCAGUAUGCGGAUACAAAGAAUUCUUCGUCUUUUGGGACAAGAAAACUUCCGCCAUGUACGUUUGCAUCAUCAUGGAAAACUACCCAAAGGGCGAUCUAAGCAGAAUUUUAACAAAUCGGCGAGGAAAGAAACAACUGAUUGAAUUGCCCAUUCUCCAAAAGUGGACUGGACAGAUGCUCUCUGGACUGGCGUACAUUCAUGCCAAGAACAUAAUUCAUCGCGAUUUGAAGCCAUCCAACAUCUUUCUCCGCAACGACCUGACUCUCGCUAUUGGCGACUUUGGCGUAGCCACCCUCAUGGACGAUAAACGAACGAAGACGAGAACAACAGUGGGUUCUGUAAACUGGAUGGCGCCAGAAGUCUUUGAAAGGCCCUACGACGAUCGCUCGGACAUCUGGUCCUUUGGCUGUAUUCUGCUGGAAAUGGUUACUUGUUCCAUUCUUGACCAAAAAGAAGUGCGCGAGCUAUUGUUUGAAAUCAAAAAGGAAGACAAUUCUCUGACGAAAGUGCUCGCCAAAGAUCUUUGCAAAUCCCCCUUUGGCGCUGCUGCUCUCAAAUCUUCAGGAAUCUCUUCAUCAGCUACCAGUGACAAGACAGAAACAAAUGCGAAAAUACCCGCUCCAAAAGCAGACCUCAACCUCAAAGAUUCGAUGGCAUAUCUUGAGAAAUACUACAAAUCCUCCUCGGCAGCUACAGCGAUUCUUCCACGCAUUUCUUUCUUCACAAAGAGCGAGAAACUGACUCAGUACUCCCGACCACUUCUGCUCACCAUGCUUAGUCACAAAGAAAACGACGCGAUCGUGAUUCAGUGCCUGAAAUUGCUCCAAUUUGGCUGCGUCACUUCAGAACUACUACGACCUUUGUACAGUAUUGUGCGCACGUCAAAAUGUAAAGAUGUCGUUAACGAGUCGAUGAUUAUCCUGUCACAGCUCAACUCGGAAAAGUCGAUUGCAACUAUUGGGUCAUUAGGAUUCAUUCAUGAGAUUUGCCUCUUCAUCAAAAAGUACAAAUCAGAGAAGGAAGUAUUCAAAAACUGUGUGAAGGCAUUAUGGUCGGCUUGUGUAAACGAAUCAAACGCAGAGCUCGCUUCCCAAGAAAAUGUUCUUCCGGAUGUUUUCGACGGAGCAAGUAAAUUCAAGUCUGAUGCUUUGGUUACUGCAGAAGUCGUUUCACUUUACUGGGCGUUGUCGCUGGAAGAUGCGUGCGAAAAACAGAUCCUAGAGUCAGCUGUUCCUGGGAUCUUUUUGGCCCUUCAGUUGCAUAAAAAAGAUGUGAAAGUUGUUCGAGCGUGUUUUAUGGCGCUGACUUCAAUAGCUUCAUGCGGGGAAGCUGCGUGUGCGAAGAUAUUGAACCCUUCAUCGACGGAAAAGAAAGUCAACGGGCUGAUGGUUUUUGUGACGGUUGUCAAGGAACAAGCGAGUGAUAAACAAGGGAUGGAAGAGUUUGUUCUUCUUAUUGAUGAAAUGAUCCAAGAAAAAAGCAUAAAAGAACAGAUGAAGAAAUGCAGCGCGCUGAAGGCAGAAUUGAAGAAGAUCCAAACGUACCAUAAGAAUAUCGAAAAACUUUCUGAAAUAAUCGCUGCCCUGUAA